Onychostoma macrolepis is the source of this 3093-nucleotide messenger RNA. RefSeq lists its product as uncharacterized. The transcript has a single exon. The record is from RefSeq and is a predicted model, not a curated record. Bases 1 to 3093 code for a protein of 1030 amino acids. NCBI's taxonomy places the organism in Eukaryota, Metazoa, Chordata, Actinopteri, Cypriniformes, Cyprinidae.
AUGGCCUGCCUUAAGGGUGGGCGAAUGCAGCAACGCACAGGGGCAGUAGCCGGUACCUCAGUAUCUGGAGUGCCGGUUGCAGAACCUGGUCAGACGGAGGAGGAGCCAGGCCCGGAGCCACACCACAGCGCCCGGAACCUCCAAGCAGCACCAGCCUCUUCUCAAAGCAGAAAGCCAGAACAGCGUCGGGUGAAGUGGCCUACCGCUAACAAGAAAGAUUGGCAUCAGUUCGAUGAGGACCUCGAUAAAAUCCUGGAGUCAACAUGCAAGGGGAAUGUUGAACAGAAACUCCAUACCAUGUGCACCCUCAUAAUGGGGAUAGGCAAAGAGAGGUUUGGCGUCACAGAAAAGCGUGGCACAACUACUCCAUCACUACUAAACCGGCGAGAGAUCAAGAUCAGCCAGCUGAGACAAGAACUACGAUCCCUGAAACGUCAAUACAAGGCAGCAAAGGAGGAGCAGAAAACAGCCCUGGCUGAACUCAGAGAGAUUGUAAGGAGGAGGCUGACCACACUCAGGCGGGCCGAGUGGCAUCGAAAGAAGGGCAAGGAGCGAGCCCGCAAGCGUAAGGCAUUCAUCUCCAACCCCUUCGGCUUCACUAAGAGACUCCUGGGGCAGAAGAAAAGUGGCAAUCUCACGUGCUCUGUGGAGGAGAUGAACCACCAUCUCAGUAUCACUUUUAGUGACUCUGCAAGGGAACAAGACCUCGGCCCCUGCGAGAAGCUCAUCGAACCUCCAGAACCAGUGGUUCAGUUCAACAUCUCUGGGCCCACCUUGAAAGAGGUGAAGAAUGCAGUAAUGGCAGCAAGAUCAAGUUCCGCUCCUGGUCCCAGCGGAGUACCUUAUAGGGUAUAUAAACAGUGCCCAAAGCUACUUGUUCGACUCUGGAAAAUCCUGAAGGUGUUUUGGCAGAGAGGGAAAGUGGCUCCCCAAUGGAGAUCAGCCGAGGGGUUCUGGAUACCCAAAGAAGAAAAUGCAAGCACCAUCGAGCAGUUCCGUAUAAUCUCGCUGCUCUGCGUCGAAGGGAAAAUCUUUUUUAAGAUUGUGUCCCAACGGCUAAUGGAGUUUCUCUUGAAAAAUGGGUACAUAGACACCUCAGUGCAGAAGGGGGGAGUUCCAGGAGUACCUGGAUGCUUAGAACACACAGGAGUGGUGAGCCAGUUGAUCCGGGAGGCAAAGGAGAACAGAGGAGACCUUGCUGUACUCUGGCUGGAUCUUACUAAUGCCUAUGGGUCUAUUCCCCACAAGCUGGUCAAAGAAGCUUUGGCAAGACAUCAUGUGCCAGAGGCAAUCCGCAACCUCAUUCUGGACUACUACAAUAGUUUCAGAUUGAGAGUUUCAUCAGGAACGGUAACAUCCGCCUGGCAACGACUAGAGAAGGGCAUCAUUACCGGCUGCACAAUCUCGGUACCACUCUUUGCUCUAGCCAUGAACAUGAUCGUCAAAUCAGCAGAGGUGGAAUGUAGAGGCCCCAUGUCUAAAUCUGGUACUCGGCAGCCACCUAUAAGAGCCUUUAUGGAUGACCUAACUGUGACAACAGCUUCAGUUCCAGGGUGCAGAUGGCUUCUUCAGGGGCUCCAACGUCUCAUCCUAUGGGCAAGGAUGAGUUUUAAGCCAGUCAAAUCCAGGUCCCUGGUCUUAAAGAAAGGCAAAGUGGUUGGCCGGUUUCGUUUUACCCUGGAGGGGUCACAAAUUCCAUCAGUAACAGAAAGACCAGUCAAGAGCUUGGGGAAGAUCUUUGACAGCUCCCUGAAGGCCUCAGCCACUCUCCAACAAACCAGGAACGACGUGGCGAGCUGGCUCACGGCAGUCGACAAGUCAGGGCUCCCAGGAAAGUAUAAAACCUGGAUGUACCAGCACGGAAUCCUGCCGAGGCUUCUUUGGCCCCUUCUCGUAUACGAGGUACCCAUGACAACGGUAGAAGCACUGGAGAGAACCAUCAGCCAGUUCCUCAGGAGGUGGUUAGGGCUCCCACGGUCCCUAAGUAAUAUCGCCCUCUAUGGUCAGUCCACCAAGCUGCAGCUUCCCAUCAGCAGCUUGUCCGAGGAGUUCAAGGUCACGCGUGCCCGGGAGGUCUUGAUGUAUCGAGAUUCCUCAGAUGCCAAAGUCUCCUCAGCUGGAAUCUGCGUUAAGACGGGAAGGAAGUGGCAAGCACAAAAAGCGGUGGACAGAGCGGAGGUGCGGCUGAAGCAUGGUGUCUUGGUUGGCAACGUGGCGGUGGGACGUGCAGGCCUGGGCAGUUUUUCCAAGCCACGCUACGACAAAGCAAGAGGGAGGGAGAAGCGUCAGUUGGUGCAGAAUGAGGUGCGGGCAGAGGUGGAGGAAGAGCGCCUGACCAAGAUGGUCGGUAUGCGACAGCAAGGCGCCUGGACAAGGUGGGAGAACGUUGAGCAGCGCAAGAUCACCUGGGCAGAUUUGUGGAGCUCUGAACCAUUGCGCAUCAAGUUCCUCAUCAGUUCGGUGUAUGACCUUCUACCCAGUCCAUCCAACUUACAUCGAUGGGGCUUGGUAGACUCACCAGCAUGUCAACUGUGCCAAAGGAGUGGCACACUAGAGCAUAUCCUCAGCUGCUGUCCAAAGGCUUUGGGAGAUGGGCGGUACCGCUGGCGCCAUGAUCAGGUCCUCAGGGCUUUGGCAGAUACAAUCACCGCAGCGAUUCAGAGUAGUAAGAGUCAGCAUCCCUCCAAGCAUACCAUCUCCUUUGUCAGAGCUGGGGAGAAGGCACAACAGCAGCCACGCUCCCCAGGUGGGCUCCUCGCCAAUGCAAGAGACUGGCACCUUCAAGUGGACCUGGGAAGGCAGCUCAAGUUCCCGAAUUACAUCACGGCCACUUCACUCCGCCCAGACAUGGUGAUAACAUCUGAGUCGACCAGGCAGGUGGUCAUAGUGGAGCUUACUGUCCCCUGGGAAGACAGAUUGGAGGAGGCAAAUGAGCGUAAGAGAGCCAAGUAUGCGGAGUUGGUGGAGGAGUGCAGGAGCGGCGGCUGGAAAGCACGCAGUGAGCCAGUGGAGGUCGGUUGCCGGGGCUUUGCUGGACAGUCGUUGCUCCGAACACUCAAACUCCUUGGAGUUAAAGGUCAGCUGUGCAGAUGA